AUGGAUAAAAGUUGGAUAAAUCAGCAUAGGUUGCACCCGGAAUAUAUACAAGGGGUUAAGGAAUUUAUUAAAUUUGCAUGCGAAAAUAAGCCAUUGUUGAAUGAAGUCACAUGCCCAUGUAAACGGUGUCGUAAUGUCAAAUUGGUGGAGAAAGGCCUGUUAGGGGAACAUUUAAUGAUCAACGGGUUUCUUCCAAGUUACACCAGUUGGAUUUUUCAUGGGGAGAAUUUGUCAUCGCCUGUGCCACACAAUGUGAAUGUCGGGCAAACUUAUUUGAACGAUGGUGAUGAAACUUAUGAAAUGCUAUACGAAGGAUUUGGACUUCCUCCACCAAGCUUUAUUCAUGAGGAAGCAAGUUUUGGUAUUAAACAAGGUCCAGAUGAGAAAACUGAAAAAUUCUUCAAUUUAUUGAAAGAGGCCGAAAGAGAGUUGUAUCCUGAGUGUCAGAAGUUUUCAACGCUCUCAUUUAUUGUUCGGUUAUUGCACAUCAAGUGCCUUAGUGGAUGGAGUGACAAGUCUUUCACGAUGUUGCUUGAGCUUUUGAAGGAUUCGUUCCCAAAGGGUGAAACUUUGCCAAAGUCAUUUUAUGCAACUAGGAAACUUCUUAGGGACUUGGGCCUCGAUUAUCAUAAGUUUGCGAGUGAGCCGCGCAAUGUCAGACUGGGUUUAGCAGCGGAUGGAUUUAAUCCAUUCAAGGCAAUGAAUGUCUCGCAUAGCAGUUGGCCAGUUAUUAUAAUGCCAUACAAUUUGCCACCAUGGUUGUGCAUGAAGCAGCCUCAUAUGAUGAUGACAUUGCUCAUCGAUGGUCCUUCUUCACCUGGAAAUAAUAUUGACGUCUACUUACGCCUUGUAGUGGAUGAAUUGAAAGAACUGUGGGAAAACGGUGUUGACACAUAUGAUGCGGAAACUAAUCAGAUGUUCCGAAUGCAUGCUGUGUUAUUGUGGACUAUAAAUGAUUUUCCUGCCUAUGCAAUUUUGUCUAGAUGGAGCAUGAAAGGCGCUUUAGCUUGUCCUUGUUGUAACACACAUACUCGUUCUCGAUAUUUGAAGAAUGGAAGGAAAUUAUGUUACAUGGGGCAUCGUCGCUGGUUGAAUGGGGGUCACAAAUUUCGGAAAGCUAGUGCGUCUUUUGAUGGCACUCAUGAAUUCAAACCAUGUCCAACUCGGUUAUCAGGGGCUAAUGUGCUACAACAACUAGGCCAUAAGUUCAAAUUGAAUUCUAAGCGUCAACAAUCUAGCAAACGAAAUAGAAAGGGGAAAGAAAAGGAGGAAAACGAGGACUUGGGUCAUAAUUGGAAGAAGAAGAGUAUUUUCUUUGAGCUAUCAUAUUGGGAGCAUAAUUUGAUUCGCCACAAUCUUGAUGUGAUGCACAUUGAAAAGAACGUGUGUGAUAAUGUAUUGUGGACGAUAUUAAAUGUUGAUGGGAAAGGGAAAGACAAUUUAAAUACUCGUCGAGAUUUGCAAGAUAUGGGAAUUCGGAAGGCACUAUAUCCUCAGAAAAGGGUUGGGAACAAGUAUUAUUUGCCUCCUGCAUGUUUUGCCAUGAACAAUAGAGAGAAAAGUCUAUUCUGCACACUUCUAAAGAAUAUCAAAGUUCCAGAUGGUUACGCAUCCAAUAUUUCUCGUCGGGUUAACCUCAAACAGCGUAGUAUAUCUGGACUAAAAAGUCAUGAUAACCAUAUACUCAUGCAACAAAUACUUCCAAUAGCAGUGAGAAAUUUGUUACCGAAGAAAGUGGUUGAACCAUUAAUUGAGUUAAGCAAUUUCUUCAGGCAAUUGUGCUCUAAACCCUAG
Messenger RNA from Camellia sinensis, 1794 nucleotides. NCBI's taxonomy places the organism in Eukaryota, Viridiplantae, Streptophyta, Magnoliopsida, Ericales, Theaceae. The record is from RefSeq and is a predicted model, not a curated record.